CAAACCAAACAUCUGAAUCAAAAAGCCUCUUUUUCGGUACUCUUCAUCAGAUUCAGAUUCAUAGCGAAAGCAUAAGCAAACAGCAGCCAUCUCUGUUAUCUCAACUCUCAAGGGAUUCAUUUUUUGUUUUAUUCAUGUAUAGAGCUGCAUCUUCACAUCUCACCCUUCUCAAGGGAAAUGGGAGAACCGUGGGAGACUCCAGAUUUGCUUCGCGAGGUCUGUUCAGCUGGCUUACUGGGGAAUCUUCCAGUUCUCUUCCUCCUCUGGACACCCCAUUUAGAGGGUUUCCCCCUCCAUCUUCACUGCCAGAUUAUGUUGAACCAGGAAAGACCAAGAUCACAACUCUCUCCAAUGGUCUUAAAAUAGCAUCAGAAACCUCACCAAACCCUGCUGCAUCAGUAGGGUUAUAUGUUGACUGUGGUUCCCUCUAUGAGUCGCCAUUGUCAAGCGGGGCAUCGCACCUGCUAGAGAAAAUGGCUUUCAAGAGCACGACAAACCGAAGCCACUUUCGUGUUGUAAGGGAAGUGGAAGCAGUGGGUGGUAAUGUAGGAGCCUCAGCCUCUCGGGAGCAAAUGGGCUACACUUUUGAUGCUCUGAGAACCUAUGUCCCACAAAUGAUUGAAUUGCUGGUUGACUCUGUAAGGAAUCCGGCCUUCUUGGAUUGGGAGGUCAACGAAGAGAUUCGAAAGGUUAAAGAAGAGAUAGGAGAGCAAGCAAACAAUCCACAGCGCCUACUUAUGGAGGCAGUUCACUCUGCUGGUUAUUCUGGAGCAUUGGCUAUGCCACUUUUGGCUACUGAAUCAGCACUGAACAGAUUAAAUGCCCCCAUUUUAGAGGAGUUUGUUGCCGAGAAUUAUACUGCACCUAGAAUGGUACUUGCAGCAUCUGGGGUUGAGCAUGAAGAACUUCUAUCCGUUGCUGAACCACUUCUCUCUGAUCUACCAUGUGUUCCGCGUUCUGAAGAACCAAGUUCUAAAUAUGUUGGGGGUGAUUUUCGUCGACAAGGUGAAUCAGGGGUUGCACAUGUGGCUAUUGCCUUUGAAGUGCCUGGUGGCUGGAAAAAAGAGAAAGAAGCUAUUAUUUUGACCGUUCUACAGAUGCUUAUGGGAGGAGGUGGGUCAUUCUCAGCUGGGGGACCUGGAAAGGGAAUGCACUCAAGGCUUUAUCUUCGUGUCUUGAAUGAAUACCAACAGAUUCAAUGUUUUUCUGCAUUCAACAGUCUCUUCAACAAUACAGGGUUAUUUGGCUUAUAUGCAACCACAAGUUCUGAUUUUGUGGAAAAAGCUGUGGACCUAGCAGUAAGAGAAUUAAUAGCACUCGCAUCACAAGGACAAGUUUCACAGAUACAGCUUGACCGUGCCAAGGAAUCCACGAAGUCUGCAGUACUAAUGAAUUUAGAGUCCAGAAUGAUUGCAUCAGAGGAUAUAGGAAGGCAGAUAUUGACUUACGGAGAAAGAAAGCCACUAGAGCAGUUCUUGAAGGAAGUAGAUGCAAUCACUUUGAAUGAUAUCUCUAAAUUUUCUCAGAAGAUUAUUUCAUCGCCUCUCACUAUGGCAUCCUAUGGGGAUGUUAUGAAUGUCCCAAGUUAUGAAUCCGUUAGCAGCAAGUUCCAUGCAAAAUGAAAUUGCUUUUCACCCUCACCAGUCCAAAAUAAACCCCGGAGAUUUUUUUGUGCGGAUUUGAGAUUAACCUUUUGUGUUUUGGGUUUGAGUAUUCUUACCAUGGAAAUAUAGGUGUAUGAUCUCACGACAUUUUCCUUAUUUUUCUCAGGUAAUUAAUUAUAUAAUACCCAU
Molecule: messenger RNA, 1793 nt
Organism: Vigna angularis (adzuki bean)
Lineage: Eukaryota; Viridiplantae; Streptophyta; Magnoliopsida; Fabales; Fabaceae
Product: mitochondrial-processing peptidase subunit alpha-like
Exons: 13
Coding region: 135-1622 (495 amino acids)
Biological process (GO): proteolysis
Cellular component (GO): mitochondrion
Molecular function (GO): metalloendopeptidase activity; metal ion binding
Source: RefSeq, a predicted model, not a curated record